AUGCCCGAUAGCCUACAGCAUUACACGGAAGCAGAACUCAAAGAGAUUGAAAUGAGUCUCAAACGCAAGGCCGAUUUCACCAUCAUGCCAAUCAAUCUGGCCGCUGCCAAAUUGCAAGGCAUCAUGGAAGAUCUUAACAUGAGCACAACCGAUUUCGCUACCGCAGUCUCGAUUCUGUUUGUAGGAUACCUGCCAUUCCAAAUCCCUUCCAACUUGAUCCUCUCCAGUAUCACUCGCCCUGGUGCGUACAUCUGUACUGCGACCAUCAUUUGGGGAGCUAUCUCUGCUGCUACAGCCGCUGUCACCACUUACAAGUCUCUUCUCGCUGUUCGAGUCAUUCUUGGAGCAGUCGAGGCCGUAUUCUUUCCAGGUGUCAUCUACCUACUUUCGAGUUGUAAUGCUUUUGGUGGCCUGAUUGCUGCUGGUAUCUUGAAGCUAGAUGGUGUUCAUGGUAUUCGUGGAUGGCGAUGGCUCUUCAUCAUGGACUUUGCUGUCUGGAGACUCGAGAGGGAGGCCGGUGCCAGCGAGGGUAACGAAAAUAUCGGCACUCUUAAAGGCUUUCUUCUCGGUCUCCAGGACCCGAAGCUAUACGCUAUCAUCUUCAUGAACAUGAUGUCGCAAACUCUUCUACUCACUGCUCCUCCUUAUGUGCUUGCCGGUAUUGUCUACUUUGGCAUCACAUGGUACUCAGACCGCACGAACAACAUGUACAGAGUAAUCAUCGUCUGCAUCUGCAUUGCAUGCGCAACCUACAUCAUCGCCCUCUCGACCCUGAACACCGGCGCCAGAUACACAGCAAUGAUGCUGAUGCCCUUCAGCUCCGUCGGACCCCAACUCAUGCUGUUCUAUGUUCUGAGCGAGAACAAGAAGUUGGAUGAGGGUGGGGAGGUUGCACUGAAGGCUAUGAAGCAUGGUAUUACACAGCAACAACUCCAGAUGGGCUGGCGCUACGAAGGUCUAUGA
Aureobasidium vineae is the source of this 963-nucleotide messenger RNA. The record is from the annotation of a GenBank genome assembly. Lineage: Eukaryota; Fungi; Ascomycota; Dothideomycetes; Dothideales; Saccotheciaceae.